AUGGAUCCUCAACAGAUGCCAAACGAGCAACAAGCAAGCAAUUCAAAGGACUCGAGCCCAGCUUCGACAAAUCCCCCACCGUCUACAGAUAAUUUACCAAUCACCGAGAUUUCUGUGUGUGAUGACAUAAAUGAAUCGAUAACGAGAAAAGACGAGAAAAGCUUUCAAUAUUUCCCGUGUCGCUUUUGUGGUCUAACUUUCAACUAUUUGAAUACAUUGAGAGCACAUGAGCGAGUUCACAAUGUUGAUGAGCCAUUCGUUUGCGGGAAAUGCGGUGAAUCGUUUCAUUUCGCUUGCGAGCUCGAGUAUCACAGUAUGCAACACUCGGAUGCAAACGGUUUCAAAUGUGAUUGCGGACGAACGUUUUUCUCAUACACUGAGUUGCUCUAUCAUCGACAUCCCGACGAAGAGCCGGCACCGAAAAGAGUCGAGGAAUCCUUCCGACCAGUCUCAGCAGUGGCCCUCAAUUUGCCGUCAACUUCAGCCAACGCAUCCACUCCAUUCCCAUCAUCCGAAGUCCCAUUUCCCACCUAUAAAACAGAGGGAUUUGAACCAAAACAUCCUUUGAAAGUCUACAAAGGUGACAUUCGCACAAAUCCAUACAUUUGCGAGUACUGUUCGAAGAGUUAUCCAGACUCGCGACAGCUCACCUAUCACAUGUACAGUCACCGAGGAGAGCGCAAUUUCAACCCUCGUUCCUCUCGUUAUUUGAUGGGUCGAACCGGUGUCGGUUACACUGAUCCACCAACGUUUCGCUAU
Messenger RNA from Mesorhabditis belari, 759 nucleotides. The record is from the annotation of a GenBank genome assembly. NCBI's taxonomy places the organism in Eukaryota, Metazoa, Nematoda, Chromadorea, Rhabditida, Rhabditidae.